AUGGGGCCGGGCCGGGCCCGCUCCAGUAGGCUGAGCCGGGCCGCGUUUCCGAAGGGGUUCACGUUCGGAACCGCGGCGUCGGCUUAUCAAGUAGAGGGCAUGGCCCUCAAGGACGGGCGUGGGCCCAGCAUCUGGGACGUGUAUGUUAGCAUUCCCGGGAUUAUUGCGAAUAAUGCGACUGCGGACAGGACUGUGGAUGAGUACCAUCGAUACAAGGAAGAUGUAAACAUCAUGAAAAAGAUGAAUUUUGAUGCAUAUCGUUUCUCAAUCUCAUGGUCACGGAUUUUUCCAGAUGGCACGGGGAGGGUAAAUUGGAAAGGGGUUGCAUAUUACAACCGGUUGAUAAACUACAUGAUAAAGCAAGGCAUCACUCCAUAUGCAAAUCUCUAUCAUUAUGAUCUCCCAGAAGCACUCGAGAAGAAAUAUUUAGGCUUGUUAAGCCACAGGGUUGUAAAGGAUUAUGCGGAUUAUGCAGAUUUUUGUUUCAAACAUUUUGGCGAUAGAGUAAAAAACUGGAUGACAUUCAACGAGCCAAGAGUUGUAGCUGCUCUCGGAUAUGAUGAAGGUAGUUUUGCUCCUGCACGAUGCACAAACUGCACUGCUGGUGGAAACUCUGCUACAGAGCCUUACGUUGUUGCUCAUAAUAUGAUCCUUUCUCACGCUGCUGCAGUGAAGAGAUACCGUGACAAAUAUCAGGCUACACAGAAAGGCAGGAUAGGAAUUCUCUUGGAUUUUGUUUGGUAUGAACCUUUAUCAAACUCGACUGACGAUCAAGCUGCGGCUCAAAGAGCCAGGGAUUUCCAUAUCGGAUGGUUUCUUCACCCUAUAAUAUAUGGAGAAUACCCGAAAAAUUUGCAGGAAAUCGUCAAAGAUAGGCUCCCAAAGUUCAAUCCAAACGAGGUUAAAAUGGUCAAAGGUUCCAUAGAUUUUGUGGGAGUUAACCAAUACACAGCUUACUAUAUGUAUGAUCCUCAUACUCCAUUGAAAGCAAAACCUAGUAGCUAUGCUGUCGACUGGAGAGUUGGAUUUGCUUAUGAUCGUAAUGGAGUGCCAAUUGGACCACGGGCAAACUCUAAGUGGCUCUACAUCGUGCCAUGGGGAAUGUACAAGGCCGUUACAUAUGUUAAGGAAAACUAUGGCAACCCUACCGUUAUUCUAUCUGAAAAUGGAAUGGAUGAUCCCGGUAAUGUCACACUUCAAGUUGGGCUACACGAUACAACAAGGCAAAAUUACUACAAGAGCUACAUUACCGAGCUCAAGAGGGCAAUUGAUGAUGGAGCAAAUGUGAUAGGUUAUUUUGCUUGGUCAUUGCUUGAUAACUUUGAGUGGAAGUCUGGAUAUACUUCAAGGUUCGGUUUGGUCUAUGUGGACUUCAAAACCCUGAAGAGGUACCCUAAGAUGUCAGCGUAUUGGUUUAGGGAUAUGCUUCAGAGAAAGAAGCAUUAAUAGUUUGCUAUAAACUUGUUAUUUAGAGUGAAUUACCCCGUUUGUCGUUCAUCGGGGUGGUUGUACUUUACAUCAUCACGUAUACGUCUGGUUAUAGAGAGGUUUAGUAGUUGAAUAAGAGUAAAUUGGACUAGAUUCGGUAUGAAUCUAGGAUUUUAAUUCUCUCUUUGUUAUGAGGAUGCUAAUGUAGAAUGAAGCAAUGAUCAACCUCAGUGAAGAAAGCAUACUUUGGUUAAACGAGCUUAAAUUAUGUUGAUCCA
Asparagus officinalis (garden asparagus) is the source of this 1706-nucleotide messenger RNA. Its product is annotated as beta-glucosidase 1-like. Gene Ontology annotation, molecular function: beta-glucosidase activity. The coding region runs from base 1 to 1446 and encodes 481 amino acids. The record is from RefSeq and is a predicted model, not a curated record. NCBI's taxonomy places the organism in Eukaryota, Viridiplantae, Streptophyta, Magnoliopsida, Asparagales, Asparagaceae. Gene Ontology annotation, biological process: carbohydrate metabolic process. The transcript has 11 exons.